ACCUGCACUCACCCAGCCUUGCGUGCAGUGCAUCCAUUGAUCGCGCCGAGCCUCUCAACCCACGGCCGAUCUGCACACAGGUGCUGUGAUUUUAUCAUGGGGAAGAACAGGAAAAACAAGUCGUCUCGGGGCAUUGCUGCCGCCAUGGCCACCCUGGCGACGACCGGCGCCGACGACGACAAGGUUGUCGUGGCCGAUGUUGUCGAUUCCGCCCAGGCUGUCUCUGGAAAUGCCAGCUCCGAUUCGACUGCUCUUCCUCAACCGAAUACCUCUAGCGAGUCCUUAGGAAGCCUCAAAAGGCGCAGCCCUCACGAUGCCAACGACGACGACGACGGAUGGCAGACAAUCGAGCGCGGUCGCCCUGUCAAGAAAAACAAGAAAAUCCCAGGCGUCGACUCAAAACGGUACCCCGGUAUCGACUUCUCGGCACAAGCAAGGCUACAGUCCAAGAUCAAUGUCUCGUCUCUUCGCGACCUUGUAAUGUACAUCUUCGCCGACGGGCCGGCCCCCCAGUGGGUCUCGGUCAAGCACCGGCCAGAGUUCAGAAAGAUUGUCACCAUCAUGGUUCCUGGUCUCGAGGAGGCCAUGUUCAAGAAGAACGUUGACUUCUCCACGUACAGUGAUCUUUCGCCAGAUCAAGCGAUCGAUAGGGUUUCCACAUCUCCAGAUGAUUACUAUCCCCGCGCACUCACAAAGGAUGCCCUGCCCGAACCACUGCAGCCGUUCGCGGACAUGUUCCCGCACAUUUGGCCAGUGAGAGCACCGGGCGAUGACAAGUACGCCAAGCUACACUCCCCUAUGCAGUCGAUGCUCUCAGUGCCCCUAAAGGAGAAGAAGGGCGGACUCAAGCCCGUCUCCGACCCCCACGGCUGGAAAGACGUGAGGACAAGGAUUACGGAAUUUCUAGCGACGCCCGAAGAUCUGAUGGAACAUGGCUUCCCCAAACAUCCGGCUAUGCUCCGGGGGUCGCAAAGGGACGCUUUCAAGGAUCCCGAAGGCUGGGUUCAUACCAGAGUCAACGAACUCUCAGAAGGUGAUGUUCCGGAGGCUGAGAUCGAGCAAGGCAGCAUCACCGCGGGCCGCCAAGUCUUGGCUCUUGACUGCGAGAUGUGCAUGACAGGCGCGAGCGAGUACUCUCUCACAAGGAUAAGCUUGGUAUCAUGGGAUGGCGAGGUUGUGCUCGACGAGCUUGUCAAACCCGACAAGCCCAUCAUUGACUAUGUGACUCGGUUUUCGGGCAUCACUAAAGAGAUGAUCGACCCCGUAUCAACCACCCUGAAAGACAUACAAACCCGGCUGCUUGAUAUCUUGCAUCCACGCACGAUUCUCGUAGGCCACUCCCUCGACUCGGACUUGAAGGCGAUGCAAGUCGCCCAUCCUUUCAUUGUCGACACCUCCAUUCUCUUUCCCCACCCGCGGGGCCCGCCGCUUAAAUCUUCUCUCAAGUUCCUAGCGCUGAAGUACCUCAACCGCGAAGUCCAAAAAGGCGACGGGACCAUUCACGGACAUGACAGCAUCGAGGACGCCAAGACCUGCCUCGACCUGGUCAAGAAGAAGUGCGAGAAGGGCAAGGCCUGGGCGGCGGGCGACGUCCAAGGCGAGAACAUCUUCAAGCGCCUCGCCCGCGCCGGCACCUCCUACCGUGCCACCGCCGGGCCCGAAGCCACGGGUGGCCUACCAGUAGGCAAGAGCAGCGCCGCCGUGGACUGGGGCGACGCCACCAGGAGCGCCUGCAGCGCCGCCACGGUGACCAUCUCGUGCACAUCCGACGCCGACGUCGAAGCGGGCAUCAUCCGCGCCGUCCAGGGCGACCCCGACGGCCUCGAAGUCCCCGGUGGCGGCGUCGACUUCGUGUGGGCGCGCAUGCGCGAGCUGGAGGCAUUCCAGGGGUGGUGGAACCGCAACAAGCCCGGCACCACCGACCCCUCGUUCCCAGGCGCCGAAGAAACCGAAACCACCACCGCACCCGCACCCCCUCCCACCACUGACACCCCCACUCCCACUCCCACCGCCACCGACACCGACACCCCCCCUUCCACCACCUCACCAUCCCCCCUCUCAACGCACCUCACCACCCUCACCCGCCGCCUCAAGCGCAUCCACGACGCCCUCCCGCCCUGCACGGCGCUGAUCGUCUUCAGCGGCACGGGCGACCCGCGCGAGGUGGGCCGGCUGCAGGCGGUGCAGGCGCAGUUCCGGCGCGAGUACAACGCGCCCGACUCCAACUGGGACCGGCUCAGCGUGCAGUGGACGGACGAGGAGGACCAGGCGCUGCGGCGGGCGGUGCGGGCGGCGCGGGCGGGGAUCGGGUUUAUUGGGGUGAAAUAGGGGAGGGA
This is a messenger RNA of Chaetomium fimeti, 2336 nucleotides long. RefSeq lists its product as uncharacterized. NCBI's taxonomy places the organism in Eukaryota, Fungi, Ascomycota, Sordariomycetes, Sordariales, Chaetomiaceae. Gene Ontology annotation, cellular component: nucleus. Bases 97 to 2328 code for a protein of 743 amino acids. The transcript has a single exon. The record is from RefSeq and is a predicted model, not a curated record. Gene Ontology annotation, molecular function: exonuclease activity; nucleic acid binding.